Molecule: messenger RNA, 1615 nt
Organism: Chelmon rostratus (copperband butterflyfish)
Lineage: Eukaryota; Metazoa; Chordata; Actinopteri; Chaetodontiformes; Chaetodontidae
Product: NAD(P)(+)--arginine ADP-ribosyltransferase 1-like
Exons: 3
Coding region: 48-1016 (322 amino acids)
Molecular function (GO): NAD+-protein-arginine ADP-ribosyltransferase activity; NAD+ poly-ADP-ribosyltransferase activity
Source: RefSeq, a predicted model, not a curated record
UCUGACAGUAACAGCACCUGCUGCACCGUUAUCUCGUAUCUUCAGUCAUGAGUUUGUUGUUUGUCCUCUGCUGCUUCUGUGUAUGGACAAGACCUCUGAACGCAAAGACGUUGCCUGAACAGGGUACCAUAAAGGCCCUUUUAAAAAGCUCUGGUUUUGAGACGACACCUCCGCAGGACACUACAGUUUACCCAUCUUCAGCAUCUGAAGAUCCUGUGGAUGCUCUGAGUGGCUCUGUUCCGUCUUCCAUACAGAAAACCACAAAUGCCUCACUGACAUUAUCUGGAGCCUCAGUGCAGGUCCCAUCAGGGUUGUCGGGGAUCAACCGAAUCCCUCUGAGCUUGUCUCUGGACUCUGUUGACGACAUGUACUACGGCUGCUUCCAGAAGAUGCUCAUCAGAGUGAAGCGUCACUACCUCCCGAGGAGCACCAGGGAAGGUCUGCACUCCCCAUACACAAAGCUCUGUGCCCUCAAAGCCAUGAAGAACAAGGACAUCUACGACCCGCUGUCCUGGAAUCACUUCAGGGCCCUGUGUGCCUACACAGCAGGGGCAUAUGAUGACUUAAACAGAGCAGUCCGCAAGGAGAGGAACUCCUACAAGACCUCAUUUGAGUUCCACGCCCUCCACUUCCUGCUAUCAGACGCCAUCCGGCUCCUAAAACUCAAUCAAAGAAGCUGCUACACCUCCUACCGGAGAAGCAAAAGGCUCUUCAGCGGCGAACCUGGACAAACCAUCCGCUUCGGCUCUUUCGCCUCCAGCUCCCUCAACAAGGACCUGACUCAGUUUGGACGGAGGAGCUGCUUCGAGAUACGCACAUGUUUCGGUGCCUACCUCAAGUCAUAUUCAGAGUUUGACUCCGAGGAGGAUGAAGUACUCAUUCCUCCAUAUGAGAUGUUCAGUAUCGUCUCUGUGGACACGUCAGGAGAGAAUGAUUUGCGCUGUGAGGUUGUCUACAAGCUGGAGACUGCCGGGGUUUACAGCAGUCUGAACUGCCAGGAUGUGGACCUUGUUUAAAAGCUGUCACUGUUUUUAUUUUGCUUCGUUGCCUUCAAUUUAUUGAAACAUUACUUUUCUGACAUUGAAAGUCCUAAACAGGAGUCCAUUCAUUUUGGAUUAAAAGUUGACACUGAGUUUAUGGAGACAGAUGUAGGAAAAUAAUCACACCUGCUCUGUAGAUUGUUUUGCCAAUUUUUUGUUUAACAGUGCAAAAGAUGAACUACUGCAUCACAAGUAAUACACAGUAUAGGGCACGCUACUGCAGAAUGUUAAAUCCCAUGCUCUCUGACUGUUUAUUUGCUCUGAUGCCUCUUAUUGUUCAAGUUGUGAAUUCAGGAUGAAGAAAGGUUUUAUGAGGAGAAUUGUGAAAAACAAACACAAUGCUACAUUUUUGGCAGAGUAUCUUAUGUUUAAUCUUACAUCAUUCAAAAAAGCAAACUUGGGAGUGGAAAAUGUAGUUCGGUACAUCUAAUCAGUAGAGAGCUGGGUAUCUACACCCUAAACUCCCAGCAGGUUCACUCCACUAAUAAAACUUAGAAAUUACAGACAUGGCUUCACAUGUAAAAUAUUGGUGAUUUAAGUAUAUUAUCUGUGAUAGUGAUUUAUCAAGAAAUCUG